AGAUAUCUUCUCCUUUCUCUUUGUUGGCUAUUAUAAAGCACAGAUUAACUUCUGAGAGACUUUCUUUGGUGUAAAGACUUAUUAGCACACUCAGAAUGGAAGUCGUAAAGUCAAAGAUACUAGGUCUAAGCCUAGCUAUUUUAGGUUGGAUCGGGGCCAUUGUGGUCUGUGCUUUACCCAUGUGGAAGGUCACUACUACCGUCCGGUUAUUCCCUGCUGCAGAGUCGAUCACCAAAUGGGAGGGAAUCUGGAAGAGCUGUAAGAAUAGCACCGGAGAGAAGCUGUGUGAAAUCCAGGACUACUCGACCCUCAGCUCAGACCUGCAGGCGGCCCGGCCUCUGUGCAUCAUCGUUAUCGUGAUGGGAGGGCUCGGACUUCUCUUCUUCAUCGUGGGCGCCAAGUGCUGUGAUCAAGUUAUAAAGGUCUCUGGCUGCACCUUCAUUUGCGCUGCCGUUUUGCUUUUUAUCCCCGUGUGCUGGGCGGCUUACAGUACCAUCAAGGCCUUCUUCAAACCUGUCACCAGCCCUGGCAUCAUUGAGGUUACGAAUCCGAUAGGUGUAUCUCUGUAUUUGGGAUGGGCAUCCAGUGCCCUUCUUUUCGGUGGAGGAAGCAUUCUGGGCUGUAGCUGCCUCUCGGCUAGUGUUUUAGAUUUUGUUGUGAAAACCGGCACUGCAUUAUUGUCAUAAGCUACUUAAUUUGUGAAAACAUUCACCGUAUUAAUGUCACAGGCUGUUUCAUGUGAUAUGCAAAUUAUCCAAAGUAUAUUUUUUAACCAACUUUAUAUGUAAUCCUUAGAAACAUUAUAAACCUGUGAUAUUCUUUUAUACUCCAAUUUUAUGUGUAAUCCUUAAAAGCUUUAUAAACCUGUGAUGUUCUUAUAGUUUAUAUUACAAAUAUUGUUUCGAUGCAAAGUAUUGUAAACACUGAGUUGGGAAUAUAUGCAUGACGGCUCUUUAAUUACAUGUUUGGCAAAUGAAAGACACAUAUACAGUCUUAUAUAAACUCGUUUAUUAGAGUAGAGUAGAGAGGAAAAAACAUGUAUUAGAAAAUAAUAUAACAAGAGGUUGUAGCAGCCAGUAAUGUAAUAACGUCCAAUAACGUAAUCAUUUUAUUGUAAUAAAGCCAAUAAUGUAAUAAUUUGCCAAUGUAAUAACAUUUAUGAAUCAAUAAUGUAAUAACGUUUUCCCAAUAACGUAAUAAGUUAUUACUUUAUUUGCUGGUCAUUAUGCUAUCGGCAUGGUUGGGGAAAAACUAUAAAACUG
Messenger RNA from Paramisgurnus dabryanus, 1262 nucleotides. Its product is annotated as claudin-4-like. The record is from RefSeq and is a predicted model, not a curated record. Gene Ontology annotation, cellular component: membrane; bicellular tight junction. Gene Ontology annotation, molecular function: structural molecule activity. Lineage: Eukaryota; Metazoa; Chordata; Actinopteri; Cypriniformes; Cobitidae.